Paramecium sonneborni is the source of this 315-nucleotide messenger RNA. NCBI's taxonomy places the organism in Eukaryota, Ciliophora, Oligohymenophorea, Peniculida, Parameciidae. The record is from the annotation of a GenBank genome assembly.
AUGACUUUGACUAUUGGUAUGCUUGGCUAUAUGGCUUCGGAAGUUGUUCAAUCUAAAUAAAAUUUCAACUUUGCUGAUAUUUUCAGUUUAGAUUGUCUUUUCUAUUUGAUGAAUUAUGGGUAAUUGCCUUUCUCAGAUUAAAAUCAUUAAAUCUAUUUGUAUGAAACUGAAAAUAAAAGUAUAAAUAAAAUUCAUUAAAAGAAAUCAUUCAUAAUGACAAUAUUACAUUUUAAAAAAUACAGUUCAUUAUCAAUUCUAUGUUAGAAUAUAAUAACGAUAAAAGAAUUAGCUAGAUAAAUUUAUUAAGUUUUUUGA